Molecule: messenger RNA, 3081 nt
Organism: Geodia barretti
Lineage: Eukaryota; Metazoa; Porifera; Demospongiae; Tetractinellida; Geodiidae
Source: the annotation of a GenBank genome assembly
GACUGUGCUUAUGGACAUGAUGAAAUAAAUUGUACCAGAGUGACAUGUAGACAAGGCUAUUUUCAGUGUCCAAGCGAUGGCCCCUUGGGAGAGUGCCAUUCGUCAUACUAUUUGUGCAAUGGAAAUGAUGACUGCGAAGAUGGAUACGAUGAGCUGGAUUGUACUCUUGUUGUUGGGUUUAGUUCAACCUCAUAUACUGUAACAGAAGGGGUACAUUUUGCAUCAUUGACAAUAACAAGACUCGGCGGCAACAUUAAUGCUGAAGUUAACAAUGUAACAUUUAAGGCGAUUCCUGGAACUGCUGAUGCGGGGAGUGACUUUAUGCCUGUAAUGGGUUAUGUGGUGAUCUACCGUGGAAAUGUUAACUGGACAGUGGAUGUUCCCAUAAUCAAUGACAUGGACGUUGAAAAUCCAGAGACAUUCUCUGUUUCACUCAUGUCAGAAUCGUCGAGGGCUGUGGUAGACUCCAUCUACAGCUACAUUAUCAUCACCAUUGCUGAUAAUGAUUAUAAUCUAAGUUGUCCAGUCCUAGGUGGGAUUACUAAUGGGUCGGUCACUGUUAGCGGCGGUGCCACAAUUGCAGUUUACUCUUGUGAUGAAGGGUUUGAGUUGGUAGGAGAGUCAACCAGAGAGCGUACGAAUGACUCCACGUGGAGUGGAAGGAGUCCAACGUGCAGAUCUCUGUGUCAUGAUGCGAGUAAUCCUGCCAAUGGUGUGGUAUCACAGUCUGGUAAUUCAGUGGGAGACAUGGCUACCUACACCUGUAAUGAUGGAUAUGAGUUGGUUAGAUCUCCGGUUCUUACCUGCCAGAAUGAUGGAACCUGGGAUAACAGUCCUCCAGUCUGUAAACCUCUGUGUCCUGAUCUCAGCAACCCUGCCCCUGGUGUGGUAUCACAGUCUGGUAAAUCAGAGGGAGACACAGCUACCUACACAUGUAAUGAUGGAUAUGAAGUAAUCGGAGCUCCGGUGCUCAACUGUCAGGAUGAUGGAACCUGGGAUGAUAGCCCUCCAGUUGUAAACGUAGUUGUCUGUACUACUCUGGGUAAUCCGUCCAAUGGUAUGGUGAGUCUCACCGGGACCUCAAUUGGAAACACUGCCACCUACACCUGUUAUGAUGGAUAUGAACUAGUUGGAGUUCAAGUUCUCAACUGUCAGAGCAACGGGAUGUGGGAUAAUAGUCCGCCAAUUUGUAGACCUCUGUGUCCCAAUCUCGGUAAUCUUGCUAAUGGUGAAGUGUCACUAUCUGGGAAUUCAGAGGGUGACAGAGCUACCUAUGCAUGUAAUGAGGGCUAUGAACUAGUUGGGACUCCAGUUAUCAACUGUGAGGAUGGUGGAACUUGGGAUGACCCUCCACCUACCUGCACACCUCUGUGUCCUGAUGCCAGUAAUCCUGCCAAUGGUGUGGUAUCACAAUCUGGUAACUCAGAGGGAGACACGGCUACUUUUGCCUGCAACGAUGGAUAUGAGUUGGUUGGAGCUCCGGUUCUUACCUGCCAGGAUGAUGGGACCUGGGAUAACAGUCCUCCAGCCUCCUGUCUGAGUCUUAACGUGGUUGUUUCAUUCAAUCCCACUUCCUACACUGUGACUGAGGGAGUGGACGGGGCUGCUGAACUGGUGCUUGUCAGAAGUGGGGAUCUCAGUACAACCACUGUUGUUACUGUCACCACUGAAGCUGGGACUGCUACUGGUGUGUUCUGUAAUAAUAGAAUAUGAACUAGAGGAAUGCAAGACAUUGUGGGCGAGCGAGCACAAGCAGUUCAAUAUUUCGUGUGUGUUUUGCAUAUAUAUAGAAUGCGUUUAUAGAAUCAUAUGGUGACAGUACCCAUUACAGUAGUGACAGAUAGUUAAGAAUACUCCUGGCAUUGAAACAACUAGGUAGGCUUGCCUCGCUAGCCAAUAAAUUUCUCUCUCUUCCUAUAGCUGGUGUUGAUUACUCGUCACUUAUGGAGAUGGUAACAUUUGAAACCGGAGUGGAUAGAGCAACAGUCAGUGUCCCCAUCAGUGAUGAUAGUGGCGUAUAGAAAGACGAGACAUUUACUGUAGUCUUGUCUGGGUUUCAUGGCAGAUUGAUUACCAGAAACAUUGCUGUGGUGACCAUUACUGACUUGGAUGUUUGUCACCCAGUAGAAGAACCUCACAAUGGUUCUGUGACUCUGUCUGGCUUUGGGACAAGAGAUACGGCAGUCUACUCUUGUGAAGAAGGUUUUGGGUUGGUGGGACAGUCAACGAGAUUCUGCAUGAAUGAUUCAACUUGGUGAGGCCCCCGUCUGCCGAAAUCUCUGCCCUACAUCACCAUCAAUCCCAGAGAAUGUGGUGAAUGUAAGCAGGCCUUGCUGUGGUGUGGUGACGUGGGGUGUCCCAGAUGGAUGUGUUCUAGAGCACACCUACAGGAUCAGGUUCUUCAGUGGUCGUAGUUAUAGUACUACUCAAUCUUCACAGAGGAUUGUUCUAUCAUCUAUGACAAACUCACUGCAUUUCACUGCUGAGAAUGUGCCAAGUGGCCGGCACCCUCUAUGCUAUUGUAGCUAAAGGCUAGAAGCAGUGGUGGUAAAUUUUCUCGUGUGUGGUCCACACCAAUCACAGCAGCGGGUAGCUAAAUGGUCAAGAAACUGAGUGUGAGAGUGGAGCUGUUCGUCUGGCUGGUGGGAAUUCCACUGAGGGAUAUGGUAGAGUGGAAGUCUGUCUCAAUAGUGUAUGGGGUACGGUAUGUGAUCACUCGUGGGAUAUGCAAGAUGCUACAGUUGUCUGUAGGCAGCUUGGGCUGCCCUUCUUAUAUCCUAGACUGCGUGAAUAUGCAAGCUAUGGUCAGGGAAAUGGGCCAAUACACAUGGCCAAUGUGGGCUGCACUGGAGAGGAAGAGUCUAUCUUUGAUUGUCCUUAUGAAGGAGCAGACAGCCAUGAUGACUGUCAACACUAUGAUGAUGCUAGCCUUCGAUGUGCUGAUCAGACAAAGAUAUGGGGAUGGUGUCAAGUACUUUAAGUUGUCUUUGCUCUGUAAUGACCCCUUGUUUCUUACCUUUUCAUGUUUUGAGCCAUCCCUACAUCCCCUUCAAUUUGAAGCAAUUGUUGAGUGAUUUUUCA